Dendrobium catenatum is the source of this 2622-nucleotide messenger RNA. Its product is annotated as protein arginine N-methyltransferase 7. Gene Ontology annotation, biological process: peptidyl-arginine methylation. The transcript has 14 exons. Gene Ontology annotation, molecular function: protein-arginine omega-N monomethyltransferase activity. The record is from RefSeq and is a predicted model, not a curated record. Bases 301 to 2382 code for a protein of 693 amino acids. Lineage: Eukaryota; Viridiplantae; Streptophyta; Magnoliopsida; Asparagales; Orchidaceae.
ACAAGUUAACAGAACCGAAGAACCCUCUUCCAAAAAAAAAAAUCUCAUAAGUAACUCGAGGAACAUCAAACAAGAACCAAGAGGGAAUCCGUUUCCAACAGGAAACCUGCUUUCGCUUCCUCCCAAACGCCGCGCUUCGUUUCGUGUCAUCAAUCUAUUUCUCCAUCCUCACACUACCGGCACACUACCGGCAUUCUCGACGGGCACACUCCCCGCCACGUUUUUUAUUCCUUCCGCCAACAUAUCUUACUUCUCCAGGUCGAAUGCCUUAUUCCAUCUUCAACCCCCUUAAAUCGAACCAUGAGCUCUCUUGUAGCAGGUAGACAUCAGGCCUUCCAGCAACGGCUGAAUACGCUAACAGGAGAAUCGGAGUGGAUCGUCAUCAAUGAAAAAGACGAUGAUGAUGUUGACGAGACAGCGCUUUCUGCUUCUCGCUCCUUCCUUUCCGUCACCUCCUACCUCGACAUGCUCAAUGACUCUCGCCGUAAUGUUGCUUUCCGGCUAGCUAUCGAGAAAACCAUCACGGAUCCCUGCCACGUACUAGAUAUUGGUGCUGGAACGGGCUUGUUGUCAAUGAUGGCAGCUCGAGCAAUGAUGGAGAGUGCGGCACGAGGCGAGGCGAAGGUUUCCGCGUGCGAAUCGUAUCUACCGAUGGGGAAACUAAUGCGCAAAAUUCUUCGGGCUAAUGGAAUGGAGAGCAUGGUGAAGUUGUUUCAUAAGCGCUCCGAUGAGCUUCAAGUUGGAGUAGACUUGGACUGUCGUGCUUCUGUGCUGGUUAGUGAGAUUCUGGACUCAGAGUUACUGGGUGAAGGAUUGAUACCAACAUUGCAACAUGCGCAUGAUAUGCUAUUGACUUCCAAUGCAAAAACUAUUCCAUAUCAUGCCACCACUUAUGGCCAGCUAGUUGAAAGUACAUUCUUGUGGAAGCUAAAUGACUUGCAUGGCAAUGAUGUUAGCGCAUCAGAUGGAAUCUGUCUUUCUCCUGCUGGUUUAGUUCAUGUAAAAUCGCAGCAGUAUGCUAUACAUUUUAAUUCAUUAUGCAAUGAGAUGCGUCUGCUGUCAGAACCUUUCAAAAUUUUUGAAUUUGACUUUUGGAAACGGCCCGAUAGUCAUGGAGAAACUGAGAUAUGGAUAAAUCCAACUGAUGAUGGGAAAGUUCAUGCUGUAGUGACGUGGUGGGUGCUUCAACUUGACCGUGAAGGAUCAGUGUUAUACUCAACAGCACCUAGUUGGAUAGGCUCUUCUAAAAAUGAAGGUGUUGAUUGUUGGCGUGAUCAUUGGAAACAGUGUGUUUGGUUCAUUCCCGGUGAAGGGAUUUCUGUAUCCAGGGAUACAAAUAUUCUCUUCAAAGCUGUUCAUGAUGUUACCAAUAUUUCAUAUUUUCUCGGAGGUGAUAAAAAUAUGACCUACAGUUCGUUCAAUUCUCAUGAUUCUCAUCUUUGUCUAUCACCAGAACGUAUUGGAAUUUAUGGAGAAAAGGAUAUUAGAUCUGCAUUUCAGAUAGCGGUUAAGAAUGCUUUACAACGCAUAAGAGUACCUCCAUUGUGUGUUGUUGCUGAUGAUAGCAUAAUAUUAACUAUACUAGCUGGAUCUCUCUCUGAUACUUCAAAAAUUAUCUCAAGCUUUCAUGGGUUCCAAGGGAAAGGAUGCGCUUACAUUCAAGCUUUAUCUGUAGCAAAUGGUUUCUCAAUGGAUCGUGUACAAGUUCUCAAUAAAAGAAUAGCGUCCCUGCUAUUAGAUGGUACCCCAUGGAAGGUUGAUUUAUUCCUGGCAGAGCCAUUUUAUCAUGGAAAUGAAGGAAUGCUUCCAUGGCAAAACUUGAAAUUCUGGAGGGAUAGGUCUUUGCUUGACCCAAUUUUGUCCAAAGAUGCAAUUGUGCUUCCUUGCAAAGGGAUCUUAAAAGUUUGUGCAAUGUAUCUUCCAGAUCUAUGGAAAAGCCGCUGUUGCCUUCAAGAAAUUGAAGGUUUUGACCAUUCAAUUGCAAAUGAGACUUUGGGGGCUUAUGGAAACUGGCCACCCUCUAUAAAAGGCACUUGCUUGCCUUUUUUCAUAUGGCAAUGUGGGGAAAUCAAGGAGCUCAGUGAUGUGUUCUCAAUUAUGGAUUUCAAUUUCUCCAAACCUGUGCAUGACUGCUAUGGAAACAUAAGGAUUGAGUUUUCGGAGCCAGGAAUCUGUCAUGGUUUGGUGCUUUGGAUUGACUGGGUGCUAGAUGUAGAUAAUUCCAUUACUAUAUCUACUGGACCAGUUAACAGAUACUGGAAGCAAGGAGUGAAACUUCUCAGCACACCAUUAAAAGUUGACGUUGGAUCUUCUGUAGAGAUUGAGGCAUCCUUUGAUGCUGCUAGUGGUGAACUGACGUUAGAAUCCUUAUUUCCUCCUUGAUAUGUAGUAAGUUUGAUUCCUUGAGCUUUGAUUGGAUUUAAUAACUUGAAGUUGGAUUGAAGAACUGUUAUAUGAAAAAUAAUUUUACAUCAAAAACUUUUUUGCUGCAAGAAAUUGUAUAGCGGACACGAUCACUUCGUUAGCCGCACCUACCCAGAGGAAGGAGAAAUUAUUCUGUGCGCAUUCCAGAUGUAAAGCUAGGUUCGAACAUCAAUAAAGAACUGCAACAUCACAACUAAA